UCCCCCCCCCCACUCAAGUGCGCGCAUUGUGUUGAUCUAUUAAAACAUCUCGGGGGCGCGCACGUACGUACGCUCGUGUGUCGGAAAGAACCAGGGCGAAAAAAAAGACCCAGAAGGAGGAGGAGCAUGAGGUCUGGGGCGCUAUGGCGACCAACAUAGAACAGAUCUUCCGUUCUUUCGUGGUGAAUAAAUUCAAGGAGAUCCAGGAGGAAAAGCUGAACAGCGAGAAUUCUGAAACCUCCCAAAAUGGUGAAUUGACCGCACAGAUGUCCGGAAACCCAUCUGAAGAGACCAUCACAGACGUUCAAGACAAAGAGCAAAUGCAGUCAGAGUCUACACAACUAGAACAAACAAAGAGUUUAGACUUAGAAGCGGAGUCUGCAUCAAAGGAGUUAAAAAGUGGUGACGUUAGUUCUUCUGACGAAGUAAAGAAAGAUGCCUCACGAAAAAAGUCCAAAAAGCAUAAAAAGCACAAAAGCAAGAAGAAAAAAAAGAAAAAGAAAAAAGAGAAAAGCGAGAAACGGUCAAAAUCUGUUUCAAGUGCUGAGGACCAAGACAAUGUAUCAGAACACAAAGCAGUAUGGAAACCUGCAUUUGAAACUCUUCCAAAAGAAGACGGUAGAGUAGAUGUUUCAAAAGCAGUAACUACUGUUGAGGAAAACCAUGAAAUUGGUGUAAAAUCGUGUGGAUUUGUGCAAGAAGGAAAUCUGGAUUCUGACAAGAUAAAUCAAGCUGUUGAAAAGGAAACCUACAUUGAUUCAGAAUUUUUUGGUCCUAAAUGCCCUAAGGAAAUUAAAGGAGAUCUUUAUAAAACAUGCUCACCCCUUGAGGAAGGGGCGAGUAAAGAACUCUUUGAAACACCAACCACACAUAAAUCCAGUGAUAAUAGUAAAACUCUCAAACAGGAUGAAGCAACGGAUAUGUUGGAUAACUCCGUCAAUGCACACUCAACAGCAAAACAUAUAUUUCCAUCAUCUAAUUCUGAAAAUGAAUUGCUAUUGGAACAUGAAAGCAUAGCUGUUUCACAAACACAAAGUGUUGAUUUAAUCAAUACAAAAAUGGACUCUAUAGCCAGUGCUCCAACAGCAUCUCUACCCUAUGAUAAUACUGUUCUACACAAUUCUGAUAGGAGUAAACUUAAAUGUCAGUCAAGAUCUAGAUCAACUAGCAUAAGUAAACUGAGAUCAAAAGAAACAUGUUCAAGUUCUAAAUCUGUAACAAAAAAAGACAAAUCUAGAUCUAAGCCUCUUGGUAAAGGCUGUUCCUCUGGUAUAGGACGCCAGUCAAGGUCCAGUUCUUUGGGCAGGAGACAAAAGUCUCACUCAAGCUCUGUAGGAAAAAGGAAGUGCUCACACUCCAACUCUCCAGUGCAUAGAAGAGAAUCACGCUCAAGUACUCCUGCUCAUCAGUCUAAAUCCCCAAUACGGAAGUGGUGGUCGAAGUCUAUAACCAGAAGAGAGAGGACUGUGUCUGUUUCACCUGUAAGACGUCGCAGGUCAAGAACUAGAUCUAAUGCAAGGAGACGUAGAUCGAGAACGAGAUCAGCUGCAAGGAAACCUCGUUCAAGAACUAGAUCAGUGGCAAGGAGGCAUCGAUCAAAAACAAGAUCCGUUGCAAGGAGACGCAAGUCUGGAUCCAGGUCUACAAGCAACAGAAGAAAGUCAAGGUCCAGAUCAGCUAGCAGGAGGAGAAGACAAAGAUCUCAAUCAGCUAGCAGGAGGCGAAAAUCAAAAUCGUUGUCAGUUUCCAGGAGAAGGAGAUCAAAGUCUAGGUCAGUUGCCAGAAGAGGGAAGUCCCAGUCAAGGUCUCUUACAAGAAGGAGGAGGUCCAGGUCUGGAUCAGCUUCCCGCAGGCGGAGGUCAAGGUCUGGGUCAGCUUCCAGAAGGCAGAGAUCUAGAUCUGGCUCUGCUAGCAGGAGAAGGAGGUCCAGGUCUGAUUCAGCUGGCAGAAGGCACCGGUCGAGAUCUGGCUCCAUUGGGAGAGGGCGGCGGUCGAGAUCUAGCUCUGCUGGCGGGAUGAGACGCCGGUCGAGGUCUGACUCUGCCAGGAGGAGGCGCCGGUCGAGGUCUGGCUCUGCUCGAAGGAGGUGCCAGUCGAGGUCUGGCUCUGCUGGGAGAAGGAGGCGAUCGAGGUCUGGCUCUGCCGGGAGGAGGAGGAGGCGGUCAAGGUCUGGCUCUGCCGGGAGGAGGCGGUCAAGGUCUGGCUCUGCUGGGAGAAGGAGGCGGUCGAGGUCUGGCUCUGCCGGGAGGAGGAGGCGGUCGAGGUCUGGCUCUGCCAGGCGGAGAGGGAGGUCGAGAUCUGUUUCUGGCAGGCGGAGGAGACGGUCGAGGAGUGGUUCUGCCUGCAGAAGGCAGAGGACAGGAUCUAGGUCAGCACCCAGAAGAAGAAAGUCAAGGUCUUGCUCAGCUACUUCAAGGUCUGGGUCAAAAAGAUCAGUAUCUAGAUCAGUUGCAAAGAGAAACAGAUCAAGUUCAGUGUCACUUUCCAGGAGACCAAGAACAAGGUCUGGGUCCGUAACUAAAAAGCAGAGGUCCAGGUCUAGUUCAGAUUCCAAGAGAGAGAGAUCAGGAUCAGCUGCCAAGAGGAAACAAUCAAGAUCUGUAGCCAAAAGAAUGGAAUCUAGUACAGCUGAUGGGAGGCGUAUAUCUCGGUCUAGAUCAUCUUCUCAAAAACAGAGAUCACAAUCUGCCUCAGGAAGUAGAAGGUCCAGAUCAACAACUGAUUCAAGGAAACAAAAAUCAAGAUCCAGAUCAGCUGAAAAGAAAUUCUUUGAGGAUUCACCAGAUCAUAAAGUAGAUCAUUUGGAACUAAAAAUUAAAUCCUCAGGAUCAGAUUAUAAAUCAAAAGAGAGUACAUCUCAGGAACAAACUACAUCAAUGAAUUGCCCCAAAAAUAUUACAGAUGAACAAAGAGUCCUUGGGCAGUCUGCCUCUUUAACCGAUUGUUCUGAUAAGGAUCCACUCUCCUGGACAGAAAUAUCUACAGAACCUCUCAAACGCAGCAAAGACACAGAUCAUCAAAUAAUUGAUUCAGAUUUGGUUGACGAUAGUGCCACUGGAAGACCAGACCCUCCUAAUGAAAGUAUUUGUGAUGCCAAUGAUGAAUCAAACCAGAUGGAAGUUGCUAUGGAACUGGACAGCUGCCAUUCUGAUUCAGAUAAAUUCAGCACAACAGAGGAGGAAUGUGUUUUAUCAGAUGUUUUUAAGAAAGUUCCUGAUGACUUAAAUUCAACUUCAGGUAUUGUUACACAGUGUUUUUUGGAACAAGAGCCUAAUACGUCUAUGUUGACCAAAGGUACAGUGUUUAACUCGUAUUUAAACGUGGAUGAAUCUUCUUUCAAUUUGUGUCCAAAAUCUGAAGACAAACCUUUUGAUCUAGAGAUGACGAACAAGCAGCAACGUGUUACUGCUUUUACUGUGGCAGGAGAACUAACUCAGUCCCAUAAUAUACUAAACGCUUUACCUCAUUUGCAGAAACCUGAAUCUCAGACAUAUUCAGAGACAGAAAUCAAUGAUUCUGGAGCCACAGCAAGUUAUAAGUAUAUUUUUCCCUUGGACUAUAAAGCAGAGAAUGUGGAACUCUCUGAUCAUGCACCUGAAAUGGCACAGGAGAAAGGGCGAUCUUAUUCCAGUAGCUGUAAUUUACCCAUUUUACAUAAUAUGCCAGAUUCUGCUGUGUCAAAUAGACAUGAAAACCUGAAUUCAGAUUUGUUCAAAGACCAACCUUUUAUAUGCUCUUUACAGUUAGUGUCUGACACAAAUGAUUGUUUGCUUGUUGAUAAGAAAAGUCCUGUGGUUAGAUCUGAACCAGAACAUUCUGAUGGGGGUGGUGCUAUUCAAUCUGGCAGUGAAACAUUGUUAACAGACAGUAGUCACCCUGAUAAUUCACCUCAAACCAGACUAAAUAUGAAUGCUUUGUCUAAGGAAAAAAUAUACAAUCAGAAAGAGGAAUCUUUUUAUGACCUUGAAUUUUCCAAUUGCAAUGCAGAUGUAAUGCAAAACAGUCCUAAAAGCUUUCAGACUGAUGUGUCACCUGAGCAGCAUUUUCAGGAAAAGACAUUAAGUUAUGUUGGUGACAUUUGCACGAGUGGCGUGGAUCCUAAUUUUGAACUUGAAACUGAAACUUCAUCUAAAGAAACAUCAAAGCUUUCAAAGGACAAGAAGCUUACAGUUGACAAUGAGGAUAUACAGUCUGUUAAAGAUGAUUUAAGCUUGCAGCAUACACCAAAUAUUCUUUCCAUUGCAGAAAAUCAGAAACAGCCUUUAGCAAGCUCAAAAAACACAAGUUGUCCUAUUGACAAGGUUGCCACGUUUGAGAAAACACUUUGCAAAGGUUCUUUGUUUUCUUACCCUCUUGCUGAAGACUUCUCAACAGUCAACAGUGUGCAGAAAGCAUUUCAGUUGCAUGGUAGUAUACACAUCAAACCUGAUGAAUUUAAAGCACAAACUGAGCAGGUAUUGCAUGGCAUUCCUGGAGAUUUUGAGAAACUGUCCAAAAACUCUCAUGACCCUGAAAUCAUUAAAAAUAAUGCUGCUGAUGGUACUGAUAUCCAGGGCACUGCCCAGGUUGGCCAAUUUAAGGAAAUCUGUACUGAUUUUGAACGGACUGUGUUAUCUGAAUUGCCAUCUACUGGAUCCAAUGAGCAGCCGUUACAGAUAAACUCUGAACUUAAAGGAAAGGAAGAUUCUGUACAAAACAUUGAAUGCAGAAAUGAAAUUAAAACACCCAUUUGGCAAGUUGAUAUAGUGUAUCCCAAAAUAAAUCCUCCGCCUACACACUUACCAUCUGUUGAUACUGAGUUAGUAAUUCCAAAAGGAAAACCCAUCUGCCCUGGUCAAACAAGCUGUGUAUAUUUUCCUGAUAUACCUGAUUCACGCAUAAUCUGCACACCUCCAGACAACAAAACAAAGUUUGAAUAUAUUGCAGAUCAUGGCAUUGAUUCUGUGAUGCAACAGAGUGCUAAUGUUUGCAAAUCAACUGUCCAGUUUGGAAGGGCCCUUAAAGACAGUGUUCUUAAUAGCAUUCAUACCACAACACAAGAAACCAGUGACACCGAAAUAAGGAAACCUGAAAAAGAUAUAGUGGUUAAUCCUCUUGUUCCUGACAUUGUAGAUGUUCAGCAGUUUUCUCAGAAGCCAGACGAUAGAUUCUGUAUUAUAGCAAAGGGGCAAAAUAAUUUGAGUAAAAGUAUAGUUUAUGAACAUUCAUCUGCUGAGAGUGGCAUAGAUGAACAAAAAUGUCUCCAAGAGGGAACAAGGGAGCAUUUAUACAUUUCCUCUCAAGAAGAGCCUUCUAUUUUUGUGCCUGCUGAAGAAGAAUCCGCUAUGUCAAAUGACAAAUUUGCAGAUUGCAGUCAACUAAAAACUUGCAGGGAAGAUAACUUUAUAGAGCCACCUGCUGAGCAAAUACCUCUUGGAAUGAGUGACUCUAUAUUUAAAAAUCAAGAAUUAGAUGAUGGAUGCAAAAUUAUCACUGCUAAUAUAGUGAAGCAAGACUUCUCUAAUGUAGAGUCCGUAAAAGAACAUCUGUCGGAUAAAUGUUUUGAGGAUAAAUCAAAUUCUGCUGGCACACACAACGUUAAAGAAAGCUGCUCUAAUACAAUCUCUCUAGAUAAUUCCACUUUUACCUCAGAUUUUAAAAGUCCUGUCUGUGCUGUCACUGAUAUAACCAGGGGGAGUGUACACCAUUCCUUAGAGUCUGGUUUACCUGAUGUUUGCUCUUCUUCUUGGCAAAGUAAUUCAAAACAGAAGUGCAGCAAUGAUCAAAAGAUUUUAAAAUCAACUGUCACAAGAGAUAAUCGUUUGGGUGCAAGUAGUAAUCAUCUUGAAUUGGACAGCUCAAAGACAAAUCAGCCAAAUGAAUCUGAAGGCCCUGCUUCAAAUUACGAAGCCAUUUAUUCACAGUCUACAGUCUGUGAUAAUAAGGUAAGCCCUCAAGGACUAUCCAACGCACAAACACCUACUGGUCAAGAGACUCAGUCUGGUGAAAUUGUUGCACAAAAGUAUAUCUUGUCGGUGCCACUGAACUUUAAAUUUAGCAGAACCUUUAAGCCUUUAAGUAUAUCUGCUCUUCAUGAUAAUGCUCAUACAAUAAACUCUCCUGUAACUCAGCAUUCAAAGCAAAGUCUUGUAACUGGGUCAGAAACAUUGCUGUCAAGUAAAUCUGCAACUCUAGAUCAAUCAAAGACAACUAUCCCUACCCCAGAGUCUAAUGCCUUGUCUGUCCCUGAGCCAGAAGGGGCUUGUGACUUGUCUCUGCUUCAUACACCUGAGUCCAGUGGGCAGUCUGUCUCUCAGCCAUCUGAGCCUGUUUCAUGUACUGAGGUAGAAUAUUUUCAAAUUGAUGCCAAAGCAGAGCCUUCUUUUUCUAGUACAACUGCCAAGCCUGCUUUCCCACAACUUUCAAAUCCUUUAGCAAAGGGUGUCAAGCAAAGGCAGUAUCGUUCAAGGUCCAUGGCUCAAGAUAGCAGAUCACCAUCUGUAGAUCGAGACCAAUCACCUUCCAAAUCUGCUUCCAGGAAAAGGUCACAUUCCAAAUCACGAAAACGACGCUCUCGUUCAAAAUCUUUGAAGGGCAAACACAGCAGCUACAGUCAAGGCAGGAAGAGACGAUCUCGGUCAAAGUCAAAAACCAAAAAAAGACAAUCCCCUUCAAAGCAAUCCUCCAAAAGGAGGCGUUCUCGUUCCAAAUCAGUUAAAAGGCAGUCUAGGUCACCAUCUCGUGACAAGAGGCGUCCCCGGUCAAAAUCAACAGGUCAUAGAAAGCAGUUGAGCUCCAAAUCACCAACCAGGAAAAAGCGCUCUCACUCUAGAUCAGAUACUAGAAGGAGGCAUUCAAGAAAGAGCUCUCGUUCUAAGUCACCAGUUUGGAAAAAUCGCUCCAAUUCUAAAUCUGUAUCAAAAAGCCCCUCAAAAUCUGCAUCACAGAGACGUCACUCAAAAUCUAGACUACCAAAGUGCUAUUCACGAUCAAGUUCUAGGUCUGCAUCACCUGGUAAACAUUCUGGAAGAAGAAAUCGUUCCUCAUCAAAGUCACCAACUAAACGUCGUUGCAGCCGAUCAAGAUCACGUGGACGCUGGGGUAAUUCCAGGUCCAGCAGAAGAGGUCGAAGUUCUCGUUCUCCCUCAAGAAGGAAUCGCUCUCGUUCAGGGUCUCAGCAGUCUCGAUCCCUGUCAGACAAGAAUCACCAAGGGUCCAGAUCACCAAUACAUAAAAAACAUUCACGUUCACAGACAAAACUGGAUAAAUCUCCUUUAAGUAAACACCCAUCAAAAUCAAAGUCACCACCACCUCCACCACCUAAAAAAAACACUCAGUCCAAAUCUACAGCAUUCAAACAUAGCAUUGGUUUGAAGUCCCUUAUUCAAAAGCAGCUAUCUCAAGCAAAAUUACAGAGCUCCAAUAGUAAGUUAUCUUCUAAGGAGCAGUUGACAGUUGCAAGCCUAACUACAACAACACAGUUGCCAGCAUCUAGUCUACCUGCUAAAACUCCGGUACCUGUAGCUAACCUGCCAUCUAAAACAAGGUUGCCUGAAACAAACAUGAACGCUAAAGCAUUGCCACCUCUUUCCAACCAGCCUCAAAAAAAUCAGUUGCCACUGCUCAACAAGGAUGCACCGCUGUCUGUUCUGAACACAAAUGCAAGAGCACAGCAGCAUGUAACUGACCUUGCUACAGAAACACAAUGGCCUGUUGCAGAUAUAAGCACUGGAGCACAGUGGGCCAUACCUGAUAUGGCAACAGGAGGGCAUUGGGCCCUAUCUGAUAUGACAGCUGCAGGACACUGGACCAUGCCAGACAUGACAGCUGCAGGCCAAUGGGCUAUGCCUGAUUUGUCAUCUGGAUCACAGUGGCCAGUAACAGAUAUGACUUCUGGCCCACAUUGGACUAUGUCUGACAUGUCCACUGGAACACAGUGGCCUGUAUCUGACCUUUCCUCUGGAACGCAGUGGCCUGUAUCAAACCUUUCUUCUGCAACACAUUGGCCUGUGUCUGAUUUGGCAACAGGUGCUCAGUGGCACAUGCCAGACCUAGGUGUUGGAACACAGUGGCAUAUGCCAGACUUGACUGCUGGGGUGUCAAUGCCUGAAUUGACUGCAAGUACUUCAAUACCUGACUUGACUCCUAGUUUCCAGAUGCCUGAUUUGCCACCAGGUACCUCGGUGAUUGACUUGGCUCCUCCCCCAGCCCCCAUACCAGCCGUGGCUCCUCCCCCAGCCCCACUGCCAGAUGUUGCUCCUCACCCAACCCCCUUGCCUGACUUGGCCCCUCCCCCAGUCCCCUUGCCGGACUUGGCCCCUCCCCCAGCCCCCUUGCCGGACUUGACCCCUCCCUCAGCCCCCUUGCCGGACUUGGCCCCUCCUCCAGCCCUCUUGACGGACUUGGCUCCUCCUCCAGCCCCCUUGCCGGACUUGGCUCCUUCUCCUCCAGCCCCCUUGCCUGACUUGGCCCCUCCUCCACCCCCAAUGCCUGACUUGGCUCCGCCACCACCACCGAAGCCUAACUUGGCUCCUCUCCCUGCCCCAAUGCCUGACUUGGCUCUUGCAGCACCACCCUUCCCAAUGCACCAUUUGACUUCUUUAUCUCCAGUGCCUGAUUUGGCUCUUUCUCCAGCCCCAGUGCCACACUUGGUUACUGCAGCCCAGAUGCAUGACUUGGCUCCAGUACCAACUCCAUCCCUGACCCGCGACUUGUCCCUUUCUUCAGCCCAGAUACCUGACUUAGCUCCUGAAGUAACUCCAGAACCAUUACCUGACUUGGCCCCCUCGGUCCCAGUGUCGGAAUUGUCUUCUUCAUCUCCACCAGUUUUUCAGCCUCUGCAUGAAUCAGUUGAUAAUCAAAAUGCUUAUUUGAGUGAAGAUAGUGCUAAGGAAGAUCAAACAAAAACACUAUAUGUGAUUUCCAAAAGUCCUGUUGACCGUAAUCCAUUUUUAUCUGCUGAUGAAUUGGUUAAACCUGGUCUCUGCAUUGCAGCUAAAUUUCCUGCAAUAAAUGAGAAAUUCCUGCGGGGAGAGCAUUCUGAGGACCAUGAAGUCAUGCCCGUUGGAGCAGAGGCUAGUGCUGGUUGUGACUUACUGAAAGAAUCCUAUGACAACUCACUUCAUCCUCUGCUUGAUAUAGCUCUUGUUCUUCCUACUAAAACUCAGCUGUCUGUACCUUCUGCUUGUCCUGUGUCAAUGAAAAUGUUGACCAGCAAUAAUGACCAUCCUCUUGUGCAGCUCAGUGACCAACCCAGUUUGCUAUUGAUUCAGGAAUCAUUUGAUGAACCUUGCCACCCACAAAGGAAGGAGCAGUGUCCUGCAUCCAUUUCAGGCUGUCUACAGGGAGGUUCAAGUGACCGUUUUGAGCAAUCUCUGAAAAGUAAUCACGAGGACCGAUCUAGAGACAUUCGGUUAGAUGAGUAUGGUAUAUUAACCAGUAGUCCUCUCCAUAAUGACCUUGCAAGCCACAGCGGCACCCUCUUAAAUGAACCCUGUGUGAGCCUUCCACUUUCCCAAGUGAUUGAGUCAUGUGAAAGUUCUAGUCGGUAUCUAUCAGAAGAGGCAUGUUUUAGUACAAAAUGUUCACCAACCACAGCGUCUUAUGCUAUUACAAAUGUCAAAAGUCAUUCCAACUCCCUUCCAGAUGAUUCUUGUCUUGUCCCUAACGAGCCCUUACAGGAUGACAAUAUAGUAUUCCUAGAACAGCCAUUACAGCAUCAGUCAUGUUUAUCACUUCUCCCUCCCGAGCAAGACAAGACUUCUUUAUGUGUAAAAGAAUCCUUUGAUAACUGUCCUUGUCUAAGUGCUGACCAGACUCUGCAGGAAAAACCCUUGGGCUGCCUUGACCAGUCUCUGCCAGAUGAAUCUUCAUCUGUCUUUAGUUUUCAGUCUUCAGUUGAUAGGCCAUGUUUGAGUCCUGACCGGCUCCUGGAGAUCAGUGUACGGCCCCACUUUCUACAGCAGACGGAGUCAAAUACAAAUCCUGAUCAAUUCCAAUUGCUUGAAACUGGCAGGAUCUUCCAGCAGCCUGUGUUUGCUGAAACGAUGUAUCAUGAACCAUCUUUGCCACAUAAACUUGUUGAGAAUUCUAAUCUGCUGGAAGAUGAUAAACUUUAUGAAAGCCCUGUCACAUACAGUUCUGAUAAAGCCUCUGCAAGUCCUAGCUUGUUCAGUGAUGAUGCAAAAGAGAAACUGACAUUCGCUGACCCCCCAGGGGGACAUGUACAGCAAACAUCUGAGGAACAAUGCCAAAGAACUACGCUGCCAGAUGAAAUGUUUAUAAAGAAUGAUGACCCUCUUUCAAACAAAUACUUUGUUUGCCCCAGCAUUCCUUCUGUGGGUUGUGGCAGUAUUAAUACUGAGUAUAUAGCUCAAGAUCUAAAGAAUCCAGAUCAACUCCUGCAAAACAAAUCUUGUCAUAGUCCCAAGAAGCCACUGAUAGAACUUGCAAGCAGUGGCCAGUUAGUUCAGAAGUCAUACAUAAACACUGACCAAUUUACAACAGUUGAACAGUAUGGAUAUCCUGAUAAGCAGCAGCUCAAUAAAGAAAUAGUGAACACUAAUCCUGUGAUGGUUAAAUCCAUAUUGGGCCUAAAAGAUCCUGAGCCUUGUGAGAGCAUCAAAGAUGCACUGUCCCCUAAGCUCCAUGCAAUAUCUUCUGAGACCUGUAUUACCUCCACACAUCCUCUUGAGCCUUGCAAGAGUCCCAAUCAAAUCCAUACACAUGAGCCGUGUAUAGUUAUUGAUCACUCCUUUGUUAGCUCUGAACAGCCUGUGCUUCCUGAGUUGAGUUCUGUCAUGACUUUGCUGCCCAAGCCUUCUGCAAACUCUAAAGAGCUCCUGCCUCUCAAGUCGUGUAUGGACUCUGGCCAUACUUUGCUAUCCAAGCACAGUGUAAGUCCUGACAAGACCAUAUUUUUUCAACUUGCCUCAAGCCCUUACCAGACUACAGAAACCUUGGUAAGCUCCAACAAGGACACAUCUCCUAGCCAACUGGCAAGCCCUGGCCAGGACCUUCCUUAUGAUGCCUGGAAAAAUCCUGAACAGUGCUCAACUACUGAACCAUGCCUUCCUGCUGCAGACUGGGAAAGCUCUGAUCCUGCAUUUUGCUCUAAAACCUGGCCAUGUGCUAAGUAUAGCCAGCCUAAUAAGCCCUCUGUGCAUGGUGAGCCCUGUGACAGCAUUAGCCAGGUCCCACCACUAGGUAGUCCUGUCCAAUCCCUGCUUGACCAAGCAUGUGCCAGUCCCUUACUUCCCAUUACUGAUAAACUUAGUGCCACCCCUGAACAGCCGCUGUCUGACAAAUCCAAUUCCAGCCUAUGCUAUCUUUCUGAUAAUCCUUGCACACGUUUGCACCAGUCCUUAGCUCCAGAAUUUUCUGAAUAUGAACCAUCCCGUGAACCUGUACAGCCCCAUGGAAAGUCUGAUGAAGUGAUUUUACCCUGUAGCAUUGUGAUCCACAGUGAGCAGAACCCUCUGAUAAAUCAUGAACACACUUCGUCAGAGGUAGCCUGUACACAGCUAGUCUCUGUUGAACUUUGUCCUUCCAUUCCUAACUCUGAUCAAUAUCUGAUACCUGAUGCUAGCCCUGUUAAACCUAUUCAGAGUGAUCCAUGCUCCAGGCCUAACAUUACUCCAGAGGACUCUCUUUCAGCAACUCACAGGCCCUGUGUCGGUUCCCCCAGCAUGCUGCAAGAUGAAUGCUGUGAAAGUUACGAUCACUUAAGCGUAAUUGAGCAAAAUACAAACUCACAGUAUACCUUAGUGGACAAAAACUAUGGAAGCCCUCUCACCCCCGAGUCUGUUCAGAUAUUGCAAACCCCUCUUAUGGCAAAUGAGCUUUCUUUGAGCCCUUGUCAGAUUGAGCAGGAUGACCAGUCUGUGACAGAUUAUUCUAAUGAGAGACCUCUGUUGGUUAAAAAAAUUCAGUCCAUAGAACCUGAAGCCUCGGCAAGCCAAGAGCCCUCAACCCCUGUACUAACUGUAUCUAAAAAAUCUACUUUGUGCAUCGGUGCUAAUAUUCUUUUGCAACGCCAAACAAUUUCAGUGGAUCCAAUAUCGAGCUUGCCCCAUGAUACUACCUUUUCUGUUGUGGAAAAAUCCAUCACAGACAAAACUGAUUCUUUUAUAACCUCUGAGAAGAAAGAUGAUGCAAAACAUUUUGCAGCAGAGGCAUUAAUAUUGCAUUCAAAGGCCAUACCCUCUGUAGAACAUGAUACAGAUAGAGAAGAACCUGUAACAGUGCUAGACAAGGCUGAGGAAAGUUCUCGUGUUGAGAAGCAAUUCAGAAUUACGCCACCAGAUUUGUUGCCUUAUGACUCGGAUCAGCCAGCUCUUCCAAAUGACACCUCUGAUGCUGUAUUAGAGCAGAUUGCUUACAAUUGCCAACCACCACCUGAACUGCUGCCAUAUGACUCUGAGCAACCUGCAAACGCCUAUCUGGGUUUAUCUGAAACUCAGUCUGAACAUGCUUCUCCGGUCUUUCACACACCACCUGAGCUGCUGCCUUAUGAUUCUGAGCAGCCUGCUGUACUGCACACAAACAAUGAAUUGCCUUCCAUUAACCUGCCUGCAAGCCUUUCUCAGGCUGAGUCCACUUCCCAAACAAGUUCUGUUCCAGAUUCUCUUCAUUUAGAUGAAUGCAUGCCUGGGAAUUUUCAGUCAGAGGAAGAACAACAAAGAACUCAAGAACCACAAACAACCAAAGUUUUAUUUGAAUAUGGAAGCAUUGCUGAUGUGUCUGAAUUUCCUAUGGACAAUACUCAUGAACAGUUAGAAUGUGAAAGUGCUGCCAGCUAUCAGUCAGAGGUUUCAAACACUCCAGCCUAUAUGACCUUACACUCUGCAGAAUGUAAUUUAUCCACACAAAUAUCUUCUGAGAACACAAAAUCCAUAAAUACAUCCUCUGAAAAGCAAUUUUCUUCAGCGUUGCCCAUCAUUUUGCCAGAGUCCACCAAUGAAGGACAGAUUGAUUUUAAUCAGAUGCAGUCUAAUUAUAUGGAACCAGUUGAAUCAUCCAGAUCUGUUGGAGAGGAUGCUUGUAUAACUGAAUUGCCCACUGAGCUUUCUGUAGCUGGGAAGCCACAUGUGGCAGAAUUCACUUCUGAACAGCUAUCUGUUGCUCCUGAAGCUCUUGUGCAUCAUAUUUCCCUAUCAGAGUUUGCUACAAAGGCAGAACACUCUGCAUCUAUAUCUGCCUCUUUAACAGGCCAGCGGCCUUUAUUAACAGAGCUAUCAUUAUAUACAGAGAGUCAAGUAAGUGAAGUUUCAGUUGCUGGUGAGUCAAUCACAACUUCUGAACAAAGUAACAUUCCUGCCUUAGAGUCUCCAGUCCUUCCGCAAGAAGCAUCAUUCAAACGGUCACGUUCUAAGUCUAUAAAUGACAGGACAAAUUCACGGUCUCGAUCUAAAUCUGUCACAAGUAUGAAACGUUCAAAGUCCAGAACCCAAAAGAGAUCGAGAUCCAAAUCAGCCACUUCAUGGAAAAGAUCUCGUUCAAAGUCUGUUGCAAAAAGGCAAAGGUCACACUCAAAGUCAGCUGUAGAAAGCAGAAGGUCACGCUCAAAGUCUACAAAAAGAUCACGCUCAAAGUCACAUAUGCAGAGGAAGCGUUCCCGGUCCAAGUCUACUUCACGCAGGAAGCGUUCACGGUCUAAACCGGAUGCCUGCAAAAGACGCUCGUGCUCAAGAUCUGCAGGACGCAAAAGGCGUUCCCGUUCAAGGUCUGUUGGUCGCAAAAGACGUUCUCGCUCAAAGUCUCCAGUACGCAAAAGACGGUCUCGAUCUAAAUCUACUGGCCGCAAAAGACGAUCAAGAUCAAAGUCCACUGGACGCAAAAAACGUUCACGCUCCAAAUCUUAUGGCCGGAAGAGGCGCUCACGCUCCACUUCUGCAUCUCAGAGACGGCGCUCACGAUCUACAACAUUGGCUCGCCACAGGCGUUCUAGCUCAGUAUCUGUGGCCCGCAGAAGGAGAUCACGCUCAACAUCUGCAACCCGUAGGCGAAGGUCUCGCUCAACAUCUGUAGUUCGAAGGAAGCGAUCCCACUCAUCUUCAGUCGCCAGGAGGAGGCGCUCACGUUCAGUGUCAGCUGGUCCCAGAAGGACUUCUCGCUCCGUGUCUGUUCCUAGAAGGAGGCGCUCCCAGUCUGUGUCAAGAAGGAGACGCUCACGCUCCCAGUCCGUGACGAGAAGGAGACGCUCCCAGUCUGGGUCCAGAAGAAGGCGAUCCCGCUCAGCAUCUAUGUGUAGAAUACAGCGUUCUCCCUCAACAUCUAUAACUCGCAAAGGUCGUUCACGCUCAGUUUCUGUUGCCAACAGAAGACGCUCACGCUCUGCAUCUGAGGCCUGCAUUAAGCCUUCACGUUCAGUGUCUGCAACAAGAAAGAAGCGAUCUGUUUCUAAAUCAUUGACUCCAAAAUCACCAACUUACAAGCCAUCUGCUGUGUCAAGAUCAGAGCGAUCUCGAAGUCAUUCACAGAGUAAUGUCCUUCGUAAGAGGAAAACACGCUCAAGAUCUUCAUCAAGAGACAAAAAUAAAUUGAGUGAAAAAAGACGAAGAAGAUCAAACUCUAAAGACCACUAUAACCUUAAAUCUAGACGCAGAAGUCGAACACCUCCUAGGCGGAAAAAAUCAAGAUCUCCUGUAAAAAGAAUGUCGCCUGUUAGGAGAAGGCGAUCAAGGUCCAAUAUAAGGAGAAAAAGCUUCAGCAGGUCUCCUGUUCGCCGGAAACGAUCAAGAUCUAGGGACAAAUCUAUGGAGUCCAGCAGGUCACCUAAACGUCUCACUGACCUCGAUAAAGCUCAGCUUCUUGAAAUAGCCAAAGCGAAUGCUGCUGCUAUGUGCGCUAAGGCAGGUGUGCCAUUGCCAUCAAGCUUGAAGCCUGUAAUUACACCGGUCACUCCUGUGGAAGAGAAAAUUACCCUUCGCUCUUACGGCGUUACCAUUCAAGAACUUACUGAGAAAUGUAAGCAAAUUGCUCAGAGCAAAGAAGAUGAUGUGAUUGUAAAUAAGCCUCACGAUUCUGAUGAAGAGGAAGAAGAAAGGCCUUUUUAUAAUCACCCCUUUAAAGUCAGUGACCAUAAACCUAUUUCAUUCAGCUUAUUGAAUCCUUCUGUAAAGCCAGCCCCAAAAAAUCAGGUAACUUUGACUAAAGAGUUCCCAGUCUCAUCUGGGUCUCAGCACAGAAAAAAAGAGGCAGACAAAGUAUACGGCGAAUGGGUCCCUGUAGAUAAAAAGACAGAGGAAAGCAAAGACGACGUGUUCACUAACACAGGUCCUACACAGUUCUAGAUUGUUUGAGGAAGGUGGAUUAUCCACAGUUAGAUACCUGUUGCCAAACCAACGUUCUGAUGGGCUGAGACCCCCCCUCUUUAAUGGCCUCACAUGGACCUAAUGCUUCCAGUUCCUGAGUUCUGAUUGGUUGCAAACUGGUCAUUAAAGAACGCUAAGGACUGAUUCCUUACAACUACAGGAAAAAGCAAAGAAAACCAGCCCCUCCCCAGAUGUGCAGAAACCAUGUGCAGUUCAACACCACAACGGACAUAAAAAAUGUAUUUUUCUUUUUUGUGUGCAAAGUUGUGAACCUGCCCAGCAUGAACAUGAGCUCUACUCGUGAAUUCUGUAAAGAUGCCCAAUAUCGAAAAUGAUUAAAAAGAACACAAAGCUCCAUAACAGACAUUUCAGUUGUAGUAAAAGUGAGAGAUUUCACGCAAAACUUUUUAGAACAUCAGCUCUGUUUUUGGUGAAUGCUAGCGCCUCACGUUUGUAUACACACACACCUGUCUUACUUGGUUAAAGUUUUUGGGUGCCGCAGUACAGAUUUCAGGUGUUUCAGUGCAUGAACCUCUGCAAUAACCAAUUGUGGUUUUUCUACCCAUGCUCCUUAAACCGUACUUGCACUAAAUUAGUCCCUGCUUUUAUUACGGUUAUUUUUACUGUAACUCGGCACUAAGUAAGGCUCUGGGAGUUCCUACUACUCUUUAAACGAGUUUAUUUAAGGAACAGUUCUCGAGAACUUUAACCAGACCUGUUAAACGCCAGUAGCGUAAUUAAUCUGAAAAAACCUUUAUCUAAUGGUAUAGUAGGUAAUCUACAUGCUGUGUUUUGUUUCCAUAGUACAAUUUAUAAUAUAGUAAGGCUUAUAUAGAAAGCAAUAUUCACUUGCAAUUUACCGUAUGUAAAGGACAUUUUGUUUACGGAAGAGACUCAAUAUUAAGAGAAUAGAUUCCUUAGAACCACUAUACCGGCCAAUGAUCUUAAGCUUCUGGUCCGGCGAUUUAAAGGUCUGUUUUUAAGUAGGCAAUUUACCUUUUUAUUUUGGUAAAUACUUAAUUUAUGGUUAAUGCACAUUUUUCUGAAAUCAAUGCAUCAUAUGGGCUGGUUUUUGUACAAACUCAUGACUUUCACACCAUAUAUUUUCCAUAUUUCCUCACAUUGUUGUGUGGAGGUUUAAUUCCAACAACCUUUGGAGCUCAGCACCGAUUUCCCGGAUAACAAACGGCAAAAGGAUUCUAACCAGUUUGCCCCAACCACGAUAGUUGAAGAAUUUCAUCUUCUAUGUGGAGUUAGCUUCCAUGAUAAAAACAUUAUUUUCAUGAAAAUUGAAAGCGCCUUGGAUGAGGAUUUGCUUAAGCAUCUUCUGAAUGUAAGAAUCUACCUUUCAACCUCUAUUUAAGAUCUAGUGGCAUUUCUGAGAAACAGCAAUAACUUCUGGAACCCUUCUAAUAUAGAGGACCACUUUAUAAAAGCCAAGAAGCUGGCGAAGGGCAAACUAUUUUCCUCUCAUACGUCUUAAGCAACCAGAUAAAAGAUGGGGGUCCAUGCAGAGAAAUUUAAAACAGCCUGGCAUGUGACCCUGGCAGUGAGAAAAACUUCAAUUUCUUCACAUUUUAUUACUGUUUUUUUAGCAAUCCCAAGUGUGCUUUCAUUCAGCUUUGCAUACGUCCAGAAUUUAGCAUUAGAAAAAAUGUGAGAAAAUAAUAUUUGUAUCCUCUUCGAUUUAGAGUAAAAAUCUCAUUUUGGUACUAGUUCACCUUACUAGUUGACUUGGUAAAGACCAGCCUGGCUCUGUAUGAAGUGUUUGGGGUUUUUUGAAGCAAUAUCAUUCCAAUUUUAGGGUUUCUUUACUAAAUGGCAUUUGUUUUAAGUACUGCAGGCUUAGGAAACACAAAGUCUUAGAAAGAGAAUGUUGUCCAGACCAGUGUUGUGCUAAGGAUAUAUUGCAUGGUCCAGAUUUGUUCUGUAGUCGCCAAUUUUCUGCACGUAUAACUAUAUCCCCUGAGUUUGCAGUAGUGGGCAUUAACCAUGAUCAACUAAACGUUAACAUGCUUGUCAUUGAGUAAAGACUGAAGGAAUUUGGAAAUACAUAAAAAUAGUAGUUGUCAGUCGAAGUAAUAAAGCUGUAAUAUACUAACUCUAUAGAUGGGGCUGUGACUUUAUGUAAUUGUAAUCCAGUUGUUUUCAUCAUAGACUUUGGUGUUGGCCCCAAUUUAAAGGUUCAGAAAUGUAAAUUGCAGAAGACUGAAGGUGGAUGUUGUUUUUUCCUUUUUUUAUUUGUUUAUAUAUGUGUAUACAAAUCCUUACAGCCACACACAUGCUUGGGCUUUUUUGGUUCAUUUAGAACUGUUAACUUGCAUCAGAGGAAGGACCUUUGUGCUUCGAAACAUGUAGUGGUGUAAUAAAAACGACAUUUAUUCACACUGGAAGUUUCCUUCAGCUUUCAUGAUACUGCUGUGGAGAUGGCUACUCUACUAAUCUGUUGAAGAGCCUGACCUUGUCAUUUGGAGGAUCGGUUGGGAAGUCAGCGCUGGAGACUUUGCCCCUUAUCUUCUGUUUUCCAAGCAUGGUUGCUAGAAUUUGUGUUUCUCAGCUAAGGGUUACUAAUGGAAAAUGUCAUUGAAGACAAGUCUGUAUGAGCAGGUUGAAUUCAACUUUUAAAUAAGAAAUAAAAUUCUCAUACUUGCAUAAAACUGAAUUUCGGCUUAAUCCCUCCACUACCAGCCUGACCUGUCCUCUUUCUGCUCUUGGUAGCAUAGCAGCUAAAACUGCUUGUAUAUAUGUUUCUAUUGUAAAUUGGCUCCAUAUUAAUUGAGAUACAGCUGUACAUACAGAUGAUGUUAAAAUGUGUGAAAAUAUUUGCAUAAUGGGCUGAUUAUUUGUGUGCUUUUAUUUGAAGUAAGAACAUUUUUCCCAUUUUUAUUGGGAUAUGAUUUGUUUGUGAAAAAAAACCCCAUGUGAGUUUCCUUUAUUUUUGUUUGUUGUGUCUGCUUAUAUCCAGAUUCUGUAAAUCCUUUCAGAAAAAAAAAACUGUCCAUCCAUUUUGUCCGUCGUGUUAGAAAAACAAAAUUUGCUCAUGAAACUGAUACACAAAAGUCCCUCUUAGUGUUUAUGUUGACGUUGUGUUCGUAAUCCAUUUAAACGAUUCCUAAUAGGCGCAAAAAGAAAAAUGUAAGUAAAUACUAAUAAGUCAACACUUCAUAUAACUGGAUAUAAUAACCUCCGACUAUCCGCUGCAGCAGUAUGGGAUGAAAAGAUGCUUUGUUCAAAUUUGGCAAAUUGCUUUUUUUUAUAUAAUUUGCAGAAUACCAUAAUCUACUCUGAUGUAUUUUUUUUUUUUUAUUAUAUUCUAAUUCCUGCAGCUAUACUUAAGUAGUCUGCAGAGCGUUUCUAAAUCUUAUGAAGAAGUCAACAUAAACAAAAGUACCCAUGUAUCUUAUCAUGAGAACUGUUCAUGUCAGAUACCAAAUAACUUGUAAAUGUUUUGGUUUUUCUUUUUUUUUUCCUGGAUAUGUCUUUUUGAAUGUGAAUAAAGAGAGAGUCCAAUCA
Messenger RNA from Xenopus laevis (African clawed frog), 18806 nucleotides. RefSeq names its product SON DNA binding protein S homeolog (gene son.S). Bases 144 to 15272 code for a protein of 5042 amino acids. The record is from RefSeq and is a predicted model, not a curated record. The transcript has 7 exons. NCBI's taxonomy places the organism in Eukaryota, Metazoa, Chordata, Amphibia, Anura, Pipidae.